AUGGGGGUCCGCAUGGGUCAGGGCAGAGGACCGCCAGCCCCCGAUGGUGGCUGGGGCUGGGCUGUACUGCUGAGCUGCUUCGUGGUCACUGGUUUCUCCUACGCCUUCCCCAAGGCUGUCAGCAUUUAUUUCAAGGAACUGAUGCGAGACUUCGGGGUGGGUUACAGUGAUACAGCCUGGAUUUCCUCCAUCAUGCUUGCAAUGCUCUAUGGCAGUGGCCCUGUGUCCAGUAUAAUGGUGAACAAGUUUGGCUGUCGACCAGUGAUGCUGUUUGGGGGCUUGCUGGCAUCGGCAGGCAUGGUGGCUGCAUCCUUCACCACCAACAUUGUCCAGCUUUAUCUGACUGCUGGCGUUGCCACAGGUAUGGGCCUAGCGCUGAAUUUCCAGCCAUCACUCAUCAUGCUCGGCUGCUACUUUGACCGUCGGAGGCCAUUGGCCAACGGACUCGCAGCAGCCGGGAGCCCAGUCUUCCUCUCUGCUCUCUCCCCACUUGGCCAAGUCCUGGUGGACCAUUUUGGAUGGAGAGGAGGCUUCCUCAUCAUGGGUGGGUUGCUGCUAAACUGCUGCACUUGCGGAGCUGUCAUGAGACCCCUGGAGCAGAAGCAGAACAAGGAAGACGACAGUAGUAAGAGUGAGGAUUGCACGGAGCAAUCUGAGAAAACCAACAUGAAGAACAGGAAGAAACUUCUGGACUUUAGUGUACUCCGCAAUAAGGGCCUUGUAAUCUACAUUAUCACCAAGUUUGUUGCUAUCCUUGGCCUUUUUGUUCCCACCAUCCUACUGGUGAACUACGCCAAGGACCAGGGCAUACCAGAUCAUGAGGCUGCUUUCCUGCUCUCCAUCAUCGGCUUCGUCGAUAUCUUUGCCCGGCCCACAUGUGGCCUGGUUGCUGGGCUAAAGCGUGUGCGACCAAGGAUGGCUUACUUCUUCAGCCUGGCUUUGCUCUUCAACGGGCUGACGGACGUGUGCUCUGCUAGAAGCACAAGCUACAUUGGCCUUGUGGUCUUCUGCGUCUUCUUCGGGCUGUCCUAUGGAAUGGUGGGUGCCCUUCAGUUUGAGAUGCUGAUGGGCAUCGUGGGGACAAGGGGUUUCUCCAGUGCCCUGGGCCUGGUGCUGCUCAUCGAGGCUGUGGCUGUGCUCAUCGGACCCCCCUCGGCUGGUCGUUUAGUGGAUGCAUACAAGAGCUAUGAGCUCAUAUUCUACAUGGCCGGGGGAGAGUUAAUAGCUGCAGGUGUGUGUCUGUGUGUGGCAUCGUACUGUUGUGUUGGACGGAGUAAGAAACAUAAUCCACACAAGGAGGCAGAGCGGGAUGUGGAGAAGGAUCUGCCAGUGGCUGAUGGCACCCACACAGAUCACAACAGCGAACAGUCCCGUGGAGCAGCUUGA
Messenger RNA from Scleropages formosus (Asian bonytongue), 1386 nucleotides. RefSeq names its product solute carrier family 16 member 8 (gene slc16a8). Gene Ontology annotation, cellular component: basolateral plasma membrane. The transcript is spliced from 5 exons. The record is from RefSeq and is a predicted model, not a curated record. Gene Ontology annotation, biological process: monocarboxylic acid transport; transmembrane transport. NCBI's taxonomy places the organism in Eukaryota, Metazoa, Chordata, Actinopteri, Osteoglossiformes, Osteoglossidae. Bases 1 to 1386 code for a protein of 461 amino acids. Gene Ontology annotation, molecular function: monocarboxylic acid transmembrane transporter activity.